AUGGCUACAAAGACCAUGAGAGCCAUCGUUACCACCGGGGAUGGAAAAUUCGAAUUGACAUCAAUUCCGACGCCUUUCCCGGGCCCAAACGAGAUUCUGGUCAAGGUCGAAGCCUGCGCACAAAAUCAUACCGACUGGAAGUCCAUCAUCCUCCACAAGCAACCUGGAAACAUUGUAGGCUCUGAUUUCGCUGGGACCGUCGUCGCGCUGGGUUCUGCGGUUCCGGAAAGUCUGAGAAGGCCCGGCGAGCGCGUCGCAGGUGCCGUGCGAGGCAACAUCAAUCCGAACGGCGCAUUCGCCGAGUACCUCGUCACCGACCCAGCGCUCGUCUUCACGCUCCCAGAGGAUGUGCCCCUUGAGGUCGGCGCGCAGCUAGGAGUUGCAUGCUACGCAGCAUGUCAAGCGCUCUACCAAACCCUCCAUCUUCCAACACCGCUCGCGCCCGCAUUGACACCAACGGACAUUCUCGUCUGGUCUGGGUCGUCCACAGCGGGCCAGUACGCCGUGCAGUUUGCGAAACUCUCGGGGCUGCGCGUCUUCUCGACCUCGUCUCCUGGCAAUUUUGAUCUCGUGCGCGCGCUCGGUGCCAUGGAGGUCUUCGACUACGCCGACUCUACGACUCCCAAGCGCAUCUUCACCGCGACGCGCGGCUCGCUACGUCACGCCGUUGACUGCAUCAGCGAUGGGAUGACACCCGUGCAGGUGAGUGCCUGCCUCAGCAAGGAAGGCGGGACCAUUGUCACCCUCCUGCCUUACGAGAGCCGCAAGAAGGGUGUCAAGACCGAACUCGUACUUGUCUAUUCGAUGUGGGGUCAGGAUAUCCAACUACCCAUGAAGAUUAAGGGCAACUCGGAGCACUACGAGAACGCAAUCAAGUACAAUGCCAUGAUCAGUGCGAUGCUUGCCAGGAAGAUGCUCAAGUUCAGCGCGGUCAAAGUCUUCCCGAAAGGUUUGGCAAGCGUCGAAGAAGGUUUUGCGUACAUGAUGGCGGGAAAGGUGCUCACACCCUUAUCGUUCUGA
This is a messenger RNA of Cyclocybe aegerita, 1020 nucleotides long. NCBI's taxonomy places the organism in Eukaryota, Fungi, Basidiomycota, Agaricomycetes, Agaricales, Hemipholiotaceae. The record is from the annotation of a GenBank genome assembly.